Messenger RNA from Haplochromis burtoni (Burton's mouthbrooder), 1788 nucleotides. RefSeq lists its product as uncharacterized. The record is from RefSeq and is a predicted model, not a curated record. Bases 199 to 849 code for a protein of 216 amino acids. Gene Ontology annotation, cellular component: external side of plasma membrane. NCBI's taxonomy places the organism in Eukaryota, Metazoa, Chordata, Actinopteri, Cichliformes, Cichlidae. Gene Ontology annotation, biological process: regulation of T cell proliferation; T cell receptor signaling pathway. The transcript is spliced from 4 exons.
UGGGAGUGUUUUUAGUCAGAAGCAAAGAGGAUAGAAGGCAUUGCAGUCAAAAGAACACGUGCGUGAUGUUAUCGGAGUAACGGAUCAGAUUUUUUUUUGUGCAGGUUCGCUUGGAGGAGCUCGGAGGUUUUAGGUGAUGAGGGGAAGCCUUGGGGGCAUCAUUCUACUGGAGGCAAAUUCCCGCUCUUGCUGCAGAAAAUGAGGAUUUCAUGGAUGUUCAUGUGCCUUCUGGUUUGCAAGUCGUCGCAUGGUACUCAGGAUCAAAGUGACUCCAAGUGUGAUUGGAGCGGAUUGACGCUUCAUAACUCUCCAAAUGACAACGUGACUGUAACGUGCCCGUUGAUACUGCCCGAGGAUGAAGAAAUUUCGUUUUACCUAAUGAAAAAUAAAACCAUGAUUUAUAACCAUACGUGCAAACAGAAUUGCACUGGGAUGAAGUGGGACGCUGUGGAACUGCACAAAAAUGGAUCACAUUGGUUUUUCACAGUCAAAUUAGGACGCAGUAUCAGAGAACUGUACAGAUGCAACAUCACAAGGGCGUACCCUCCUCCUCUUACGAAAAAAGAUGGCGAUCCUGUGCUUGUAAUAGAAUUCCCUCACCAGUGCCCGAAACCCCCACGCAAUCCCACAAGAGUCGCACCAAACACAUGCCAAGAAUUUCCAUGGAUUUGGAUAAUGGUGAUUGCAAUUGUCAGUAUCUACGGUGUAACGGUCACCAUCAUUGCACUGUUUAACUGGCUCAAGUUGAAGAACACAGAAAACCAGAGUGACUACAUGAACACAAAACCCAGAGCGCCCAGGGACCGCAAGAAGAAAAAAGGUCUUCAGAAUAUACAAAGACACUUCUAAUGACUUCAUCGGAUCAUUUUGCACAGCUUUAGUUUAGACCUAAACAUUCAGGCUGUCCUUGCUGUAGCUUAUUUUUGUCAAACACAUAAUUGUGAGGUUUGUUUUUUGUGUUUUCAUAUUUCGUUGUCAACACUGUAGUAAAUCUGUACCUACACAGCAAAAGUAGCAUUUUUCUUUAAAGCAAUGGCUGUAUUAAAACUAAAAAAAAAACAACAACACACACACACUCUCUGGGUUUCUGGUUUUUCUCACUUCCUGUUUCAGUUACUAAGUCUGCCUGUCUCUUUCUCACACACACACACACACACACACACACACAUACAUGUAAUUGGGAACCCCUAUCUUUGUGGUCGAAACAGAAGGUGGUGUCUGAUUGAGGGGACUUAACCACAUUUGAAGCAUAAAUGAAUGUGUUACAGUAUGGACGCUCAAUCUGUUAAAGAGAACUCACAAAACCGCAGCAUCAAGAAUCUAAAUGUCAUGCGAGCUGUUAUUAAAGUGUUUGACUUCUCUUUCACUUCAGCGAGCUCUUACAUCUCUCUCAAAGAGCUGAUAUCGCCGGAGCUGAUGAAAGCCAGUUACUUGAAACAAUAACAACGUACACAAUUUCCUGCCUUCCUCGCUCUUAGUUUUUCCUUUUUUUUUUACCCGUCGUGCACUCUGCAGAUGUAGCAGCUUCAAAGGGACGCCACCUUUACCUUGCUCACCUUGCACUUUCUGUGCAGUCACUGCAGGCGCUCGCACCGGGUUUCACUGGUUUUAUUCAGUAGCAGGGUUUUACGCAACAGCUACCGCAAGCAUGAGCGAGAUAGACAUAGUUUCUGUUAGGCCUUGAAACAAUUUUUAGGGCUUUAAGCAAUGAUUAAAAACGAAUGCUGACUAUAAAAGAUUUUUUUUACCUCCCACACACUCAAUUCUCCUAUGAAGAAGGGCACCCUU